AAAAACCUGCAACUCUGAUCAUCGUCCUAAAGAGAGAGAAAUGGCUAAGAAAGCUGUGUUGGUCGGAUGCAAUUAUCCGGGAACGAAGGCUGAGUUGAAGGGCUGUGUUAAUGAUGUAAAUCGUAUGUACAAAUACCUCGUCGAUCGCUCUGGUUUCUCUAAAGACGACAUUACUGUUCUUAUCGACACCAAUAGCUCCUACACUCAGCCCACCGGCCGCAAUAUUCGUAAAGCUCUUGACGAUCUCAUCCGAUCGGUCAAACCUGGGGAUUUCCUCUUUUUCCACUACAGUGGCCAUGGAACCCGUCUUCCUGCUGAAACCGGCGAAAAAGACGAUACUGGCUACGAUGAAUGCAUCGUUCCCUGCGACAUGAAUCUUAUCACGGAUGAUGAUUUCAGGGAUUUUGUAAACAAGAUUCCGAAUGGUUGUUACAUUACAAUGGUAUCUGAUUCUUGUCACAGUGGGGGUUUAAUUGACGAAGCUAAAGAGCAGAUUGGAGAGAGUACAAAAGGAGGAGGAGGGAAGCAAAAGCCACGGGAAAGUGAAGUUCAUCAAUCAUCAUCAUCGGGUGGUUUUGGAUUCCGUAGUUUCUUGCACGAAACUGUUGAAGAUGCAAUUGAAUCUCGAGGGUUUCAUGUCCCUUCAGCUCUGCGCCACAAUCGUGGACGCCACCAUGAGGAAGAAGAAACAAACGAGGGAGGACUUGAAUCGGGUUUUGAAGGGGAAUGGGGUUAUUCGAAAAACAAAUCAUUGCCCAUUUCAACUUUGAUUGAGAUACUCAAGCAGAAGACUGGCAAAGAUGAUAUUGAUGUGGGUAAGUUAAGGCCAACACUUUUUGAUAUCUUUGGGGAAGAUGCCAGUCCUAAGGUUAAGAAGUUCAUGAAGGUGAUAUUGAACAAACUCCAGAGUAGUGGUGGUGGCGGUGGUGGAAGCGGUGGUAGUUUUUUGGGGAUGGUUGGGAGUCUAGCUGAGGAGUUUAUGAAGCAAAAACUCGAUGAGAAUGAUGAUAACUAUGCAAAGCCUGCUAUGGAUACGAAAGUAGGUAGCAAACAAGAGGUUUAUGCUGGAUCAGCAGGGACCAACCAGUCAUUUCCUGAUAGAGGUGUACUAAUUAGUGGCUGCCAAACUGAUCAAACUUCUGCGGAUGCUAGCCCAUCUGGAAACGCUAAAGAUGCGUAUGGGGCUCUAAGCAAUGCGAUCCAGACUAUUUUAGCUGAAUCCGGUGGUGCAGUCUCUCACCGCGAUCUUGUUCUCAAGGCAAGGAAGAUACUCAAGAAACAGGGCUUUACUCAGCGUCCUGGCUUGUAUUGCAGCGAUGAUCUUGCUGAUGCUCCUUUCAUUCGUUGAUAAUGACAUUUUCAUUCAUCUGUAAGCUAUUCCAUUCUCUUGAUGCUUUCUGAAUCUUUACUUAUGUGGUGGUGUGUGCUCACUUUGAUAACAUACUUUGUGUUAUUUUUUUGGUCAAUUGGUGUGUGAAGCAUUUGAAGAUA
This is a messenger RNA of Impatiens glandulifera, 1491 nucleotides long. RefSeq names its product metacaspase-4-like. NCBI's taxonomy places the organism in Eukaryota, Viridiplantae, Streptophyta, Magnoliopsida, Ericales, Balsaminaceae. The transcript is spliced from 2 exons. Gene Ontology annotation, molecular function: cysteine-type endopeptidase activity. Gene Ontology annotation, biological process: proteolysis. Bases 41 to 1348 code for a protein of 435 amino acids. The record is from RefSeq and is a predicted model, not a curated record.